AUGCUACUCCCGCGCGGCAUAUACAACGACUCACCACCGGAACGCCGCUCCCGCGCAACCAACAACCCGACCCUCCUCUACAGCUGGUGGUGCACUAUCUUCUCGCUUGUUAUCAUCGGAUUCCGGCUAUCCGGUCGUCUCAUUCGCAAUGAACGACUCUUCAGGGAGGACAAGAUUAUGGCAUGGAGCAUCAUCCCUCUUGUAGCGCGCAUGAGCGUGGUGCAUGUGGUCCUGAUCUGGGGUACCAACAACGUCAAUGUCAGCGCUUUGAACGAUCCUGUUAGAAUUCGACACCGAGAGAUCGGCUCGCAGUUGGUGCUUGCAGCGCGAAUAUUCUACGCCAUGUUCAUCUGGAUGGCCAAAUACACAGUAUCCGAAUUUCUGAAGCGCCUGACUGAACGAUUCUGGAAGAAGGGCUACGAGUGGGGACUGCGCGCUAUCCGGCUCUUCCUGGUCGUCACCUUCGUCGCAGUGGUCAUUGCAACACUAGCCGAAUGUCAGCCUUUCACGCACUACUGGCAGGUCAAGCCAACACCAAAACCACGAUGUCGACAAGGCUUCGCGCAACUCAUCACCAUGGGCGUAGCCGACAUCAUCACCGACGUCCUCCUCGUCGCCUUUCCCAUCCCUAUCAUCAUCCACUCCGGCAUGCCCUUGAAGCGCAAGGUCUCCCUUGUGGCGCUUUUCUCUUUGUCGGUUGUUCUCAUCGUCAUUACAGGAACGCGUGUUCCAAUGGUUAUCGAAAGACGCGGGCUUCAACAGUUCCGUUCCAUGUUCGCAUCAUCUGAGAUCCUUGCUGCGACCAUCGUCUCCAAUGCCAUUGUUCUUGGCUCUUUUCUUCGUGACCGGGGUCUGAAGAAAGCGAAGUUCAAGGCUCCGUCUACCACCGAUAGCAUGGAGCGGAGGGGUUCGACGCGCACGCACACACUCCCACAAUAUAGCAGCGACGAAGACCUUGCGCGGUCGCUUGGGUAUCGAACAAAGCCCGAAUUGGCUGAGAGGAAAAAGAGUGUACCUAGACCCGCACCGAUGGCUGAUCUGGGUCUACUAGCGCCCACGCAACAGCCUGGACCGUUCGCGAACACCAAUUGGCAGUUUCCGGGGAAAGACGAUGGAUUGCAGACCGCCGGUAACACGACUGGCAACAUUCGCGAUCCCAUGCCGAGUCCACGUGCCAGCAGUGGUAGGCGAGUCUCGUUCUACGAUGUUGGUGGUCUACUUGAGAACGGUUCGACUGCUCCAUCGCCAACCGACUCCGUUCUUACGCAUGACUUUGCUGCGCAACCUCGUAGAGGAUCAAGGGCAUCCAAUACGCUGCUGCCCAACGGUCGCGCCUACCCACCGCCAGCACGUCGGUCGUCACGAUUGUCACAACAAUCAGAGGACUACGAGAUGUGUUCGCAGCGCAACCAACUGCGGGACCCCGGUGGCUUGCUAUCAGAGGACCGCGAGAUUGAGAUGGAGCAGCAAACGCGCGCGUGUCCAUCAACACACUCGAGCUCGUCAAACAGUCUCGCCUUUCAGCGUGCGCGCAGCACAUCUCUGCAUCGCACUUCAACACAAAAAAGCCACAGCGUCCCAUCAUUGCAAGACGCAGGUGGCCUCGUCACAACCCGCUCAUACGCGCCCAUUACGCGCAUCACCACGCAUACCAGCUACGAUACACCGUCCCUGCAGGAUGCAGGUGGUCUGCUGUCCUCCCCUCCCCGUUCCAAAUGA
This is a messenger RNA of Didymella exigua CBS 183.55, 1719 nucleotides long. RefSeq lists its product as uncharacterized. The coding region runs from base 1 to 1719 and encodes 572 amino acids. The record is from RefSeq and is a predicted model, not a curated record. NCBI's taxonomy places the organism in Eukaryota, Fungi, Ascomycota, Dothideomycetes, Pleosporales, Didymellaceae. The transcript is spliced from 2 exons.